AUGUCUGUACGAUCCACGGACUCGCCUCGAGCACUCAUGGCCAACAAGCACGACGACACGCCCAAGUCGGGCAGCCUGCACAAUGUUGCUGACGCCGAGGGCAGCGACAACAUUGUUGUCGGCCAGAUCGCCGAGGCCCGUGAGGCCAAGCGCCAGAUUGGCAUCCCCACUGCCGUGUUCCUCAUUGUGAACCGCAUCAUCGGCACGGGCAUCUUCGCAACUCCAGGCACGAUUCUUGCUCUGUCUGGCAGCGUGGGCCUGUCCAUGAUCAUCUGGGUCGUCGGCCUGAUCAUCGCGGUUGCAGGCACGCUCGUCUAUGUCGAAUGGGGCACCGGCAUCCCCAAGAACGGCGGCGAAAAGAACUACCUCGAGUUCGUCUACACCAAGCCGCGCUUCCUCGUUACUGGCCUGUACGCCGGCUACGUCAUCCUCCUCGGCUGGGCGUCAGGCAAUAGCGUCGUCUUUGGCGAGUACAUUCUGCACGCCGCCAACGUCACGGUGGACCGCUGGAACCAGCGUGCCAUCGGCGUGGCCUGCCUGACCUUCUGCUUCCUCCUGCACGGCACCGCCCUGAAAUGGGGUCUGCGCCUGCAGAACGUGCUCGGCUCUCUCAAGCUCAUCAUCGUCGUCAUCAUGAUCAUCGGCGGCUGGGUCGCACUGGGCGGCCACGUCAAGCUCGACACCAAGCCCGACAACUUCACCAACGCCUUCGAAGGCACCGAGAACGCAACCGCGUACGGCGUCGUGACCUCCCUGUACUACGUCAUCUGGUCGUUCAUCGGGUACUCGAACGCAAACUACGCGCUCAGCGAGACGCGCAACCCGGUCCGCACUCUCAAGAUCGCCGCGCCUCUUGCCGUCACCGUCAUCGGCGUGCUGUACAUCCUCGUCAACGUCUCGUACUUUGCCGCCGUGCCCAAGGAGGAGAUGCUCGCGGCGAAGCGCCUCGUCGCGGCCUCCCUGUUCCGCAACGUCUUUGGCGAGACGGCCGAGCGCGCCUUGUCCGUCUUUGUCGCGCUGUCCGCCCUGGGCAACGUGUUGAGCGUCAUCUUCUCGCAGGGCAGACUGGUGCAGGAGCUCGGCCGCGAGGGCAUCCUGCCCUUCUCCCGCUUCUGGGCCAGCAACCGUCCCUUCAACGCCCCGCUGACCGGCCUGGGCUGGCACUGGCUGAUCUGCAUCAUUACUGUGCUUGCACCGCCCCCUGGUGAUGCAUAUAACUUUAUUUCCAACCUCAUCUCUUACCCCCUCGCCAUCGUCAACACCUUCACCGCCGCCGGUCUCGUACACCUAUACCUCAAUCGCGCCGCGUGGAAGUGGAACCCGCCAUUCAGCGCCACCCUGCCCGUGGUGGUCUUCUUCAUGCUGUCCAACAUCUACCUCGUCAUCGCGCCCUUUGUCCCGCCCGAGGAGGACGGCAGCGUGUACGAGGAGCUCCCCUACUGGAUCCACUGCGUCGUCGGCUUCGGCAUCAUCUUCGCCGGCGGCGUGUACUGGCUGAUCUGGGCGGUGGUGCUGCCCAAGCUGGGUGGAUACAGGCUCGAGCGGGAGGUUGUCGUGGACGACAUUGACGGGUGGGAGAGGAACCUCUUUAUCAAGAGGGCAGAUUAG
Molecule: messenger RNA, 1608 nt
Organism: Microdochium trichocladiopsis
Lineage: Eukaryota; Fungi; Ascomycota; Sordariomycetes; Xylariales; Microdochiaceae
Product: amino acid/polyamine transporter I
Exons: 3
Coding region: 1-1608 (535 amino acids)
Biological process (GO): amino acid transmembrane transport
Cellular component (GO): membrane
Molecular function (GO): L-amino acid transmembrane transporter activity
Source: RefSeq, a predicted model, not a curated record